Molecule: messenger RNA, 1269 nt
Organism: Ochlerotatus camptorhynchus
Lineage: Eukaryota; Metazoa; Arthropoda; Insecta; Diptera; Culicidae
Exons: 3
Coding region: 228-626 (132 amino acids)
Source: RefSeq, a predicted model, not a curated record
CCGAAUUACUCCAAUUAACGAAUUGGAAAACAUCAUUUCUUACCGAACUAACUAAAUUACCGAAAAGCAUACCAAAAUCAUGCACGCCCAAUUCUGAUCCUAACAGUCAACAUAGUCACCCUAUUCAGACGUUACAAAACGUUUCGCGGAAUGUCAAAAAAUCUACUGUGAAAACUCUACUGUGGGAGGUCAAUACUCAAAAGAAAUCAAAAAUGAAAAGCUAAAACAUGCGGAGGUUGAUUGGAUCUUCCCGCGCACGGCAAUUGCAGCGGGGCUGGCACUCUCGGUGGAACCGGAGCAGAUUCUUCUCCCACGGAUCCACGAGAAAUACGAGACACUUCCGGAUCAUGUAUGCCUACAUCAGCUAUUUUCUGAGCAAGAUUGUUAACAACAGUAUCCCGAUCGAUUUGCCGGUUAGGUGCAUUGCUCAAAAGCUGACGAACGUCCGACUGCUGGUGAAAUUCCUCCUGGCUGGUGAACGGACCCAUUUUGCAAAGUCUCGUUGGAUUCACCGGAGGGUGUACGAACACCAUCAUUCCUAUGCCCCAAAACAUUUGACUGCAUCGUCCGGAACGAACCUGGGUUUGAAACAGAUGGCUGAAACACUCGAUGCAGGGGAGCAGUAGAAUGUGCCACUGGCGCUGAAUCAACCGUCACAUCUGGUCUAGAUCCUCCCGUAGAAAAAGUCGGCUGGACAGUGGAAUUCAACAACGGAGCCAGGUCAUCACCUGUCAAACGGAAAGCUCCAUUUGGAGGCUGAUUCUGCGAUGCAUGAACACUAGCGUUGUUCUCCAUUUGGUCUGGUCCGUCGAGGUCAUCAUCCCAAAACGGAUUCGAACUGUUUUGUCGAUUAGCCGUUGCCACAGGCUCAGAGAAACCCGUAGAAUACAAGGUCUGCACCCGGGAUGUCGCAAACGGAUUCUGCACUCCUCUCUCCACCCGCGUGCUGGAUGUAACACCCCGAAAAGGCAAUUGAAAUCCUUCGGCCGAAAGUUGGAAUCUCGCAGCCUGGUGAAAUUCAGCCUGCAAGUUAUUUGGUGCCGGGAAGCGGCUAUCCAGUGAGAACCUAGUUUCCCGUCUUGGACUCCCGGUUGAGGCCAUCAUUUGAUCCGCCCAGACAAGACGCUGCGUACGCUCCGUAUUGAUACCUCCUACAGCCCCCUCCAUGGAAUCGGCAGAUUCCGAACCAGGCGGCGUUACCAGAGUCCGCUGAGAAUUCGCAGUACGGUUUUGAUUUAGAUGAUCAUCCACACUGUACUGUACAUUAGC